GCCCCGGACUCGGCCGCUCGGAGACGGUAACGGGGGGAGGGAACGCAGGGCGACGCUCUUGCUGCCGCUGCGCUACGGGAGCCGGGACGCAGAGUGCGUGGAGAUGAGGGAGGGGGUUGCGCUGGGAGAGCGCACGGCCGCUACCCCGCCAUGGUUUGUGCUUCUGCUGUAGCAGGUACAGCCCAGAAAAGGGAAAAAAGGGAAUGCCUUGCAUCUUUAAUUGCUGCCAUAAAUAACCUCUUAAACCUUGUGAGAAAGCUAACAAGGCCAAGCCACUUUUGAGUUCCCAAGGCGAUACACACUUGUCACCCGGUCGCACAGACUUCAUGUGAACAAAUGGCAAAUGCUGAAGUAAGCAUUCCUGUAGGAGAUGUGGUGGUUGUGCCAACGGAAGCAACGGAGGGGGGAAACCCAGAAGAUACCAAAACCCAGGUCAUAUUACAACUACAGCCAGUGCAGCAAGGCAGGCUUUAUCAAGAGGGCUCCGAGACUAGUGCAGCCGUGAUGGCUGUAGAAACGCAUACCAUACACAAACUUGAAGAUGGCAUUGAUGCCAGUGCCAUUGAAACCAAUGAGGAAAUUGAGAUUGCCUAUCCCAUUACCUGUGGAGAUAGCAAGGCCAUCUUGCUCUGGAAGAAAUUUGUUUGCCCAGGAAUCAAUGUCAAAUGUGUUAAGUUCAAUGACCAGCUUAUCAGCCCCAAGCACUUUGUUCACCUGGCUGGCAAGUCCACCCUGAAGGACUGGAAGCGAGCCAUCCGCCUAGGAGGAAUCAUGCUGAGAAAGAUGAUGGACUCUGGGCAAAUUGACUUCUAUCAGCAUGACAAAGUGUGUACCAACACCUGCCGAAGCACCAAGUUUGACCUCCUGUUUAGCAGUGCCAGGGCCCCAGUACCAGGGCAACAAAGCCUGGUACAGACGCCCACAUCUGCUGAUGGAAGCAUCACACAAAUCGCAGUGUCUGAGGAAAGUGUAGAAGAAGGGAUUGAAUGGAAUUCUGCUAUGACAGCAGCAGUCACUAUGGCAACUGAUGAGGGAAUCAAGAAAGACCCAGAGGAGAUUUCAGAGGACAUGCUGAUGUUCUGGAAAGGAAUUGCUGAUGUGGGUUUGAUGGAAGAAGUGGUCUGUAAUAUUCAGAAGGAGAUAGAGGAGGUGCUAAGAGGUGUGCAGCAAAGGCUUGCGCAGUCCCCUUUCCAGAUUACCGAUGCUGCUGUUCUAAAUAAUGUCGCUCAUACUUUUGGUCUGAUGGAUACAGUGAAGAGAGUGCUGGAUAACAGGAAGAGUCAAACAGAUCAGGGAGAGGAGCAAUUUCUUAACACUCUUGCAGUGCUCGAUCGCCAACUGGAAGAGCAGAAGAAGCUUGCCAGGAACCCAUCCAUUCAGAAUGUGGUCCUGAUGCCAGUCAGCACUCCAAAGCCUCCCAAAAGGCCCCGGUUGAAACGUCCGGCUUCAGCCACAGUUCUAAGCCCCUCGGCUCCCAUCCAGCAACCUCAAUUCACCGUCAUCUCGCCCAUCACCAUUGCACCCAUGGGACAGCAGUUUUCUGUUAGCAACAUUCCAAUGGCCACGAUCAGCCAGGGCUCUAGCCCAGUGACUGUCCACACGUUGCCCUCAGGCUCCCAGCUUUUCCGCUACGCCACUGUGGUUUCUUCCUCCAAAACCAGCUCUUCUGAUACAGUGACACUUCACCCAUCCUCAAGCUUGGCUCUGCUGAGCUCGGCGGCGAUGCAGGACAGCGGGGCUCUUGCUAACGUGGCCACUGUGGUGAAUCCUGUGGAACUGGUGGCCAUGGAGUCUGGCUUGACUUCUAGCAUCCAGGCUGUUGAGGGCACUUCAGAGGAUGGACAGACUAUCAUAGAAAUAGACCCGGCACCUGAUCCAGAAGCUGAGACUGAGGAAUCAGGGGGGAAAGCUGUGAUUUUGGGGACAGAACUGAGGACUGAAGAGAAGGUGGUGGCUGAGGUUGAUGAACAUCAGCAUCAGGUCCAUAAUGUAGAGAUUGUAGUCUUGGAGGACUAGUCAGCAAGCCAUCCUGUCAUGCUAAUUGAUUGUUCACCUCUCUACCUUUUCAUUUGUUUGACCCCCUUUUCCUUUUUACAGCCUUUCAGGUAAGUUUGCAUGAAUGCUGACGAUAAUUUUUAAGCAGUCGCUUUCUCUGGGGGGAAAGAGCAGGCUGUGCUUUCCAGGAUGAUGAUUGUUUGUGGGAAAAAGGAGAGCCACAAUUUCACCAGCCUAGUGAAAGGGAAACAAGCCUGUUAUUGUUCUGUGUGGAGGGAUGGCAGACCCAGAUUUGAAAUGAUGCUUCUUGGACUGUUUGUCUCAGAAACAAAGUGAGCCGACUACUGGAAAUUGAACUACUGGAUGAGAAUGGCCUUAAGACAAGAGCUACCUUAUGAUCUUUAGCUAUGACUCGCCCUAGGAAGGAGAGUCUGUGUCACUUACUGACUUUCCUAGCAUUUUGCUUUUUUGGAAGUGGCGGAAAAACAAAGCACCCUGACUUGAUUGAUCGAGUCACCAGCUCCACAUCAUCACCCUUCUUUGGAACGGCCUGUGCUUUUUUAAAAAUUUAUUUUCCGUAAGCCCUUUGCCCAUUUGUGGCUUCAAAAAUUGGGUUCUUGGCUCUUUCUUUUUGUAUCUUCUCCAGUGGUUUUUCUUUUCCUUUGGUUGUUACAAGAUUUCUAGGAAUUGUUUGCGCUUUAUGCAUGUGCAGACCCAUACAGGGAGAAACCAGGAAUCAAACAGACACAGCAUCCAAUAACUACCUGGCCUUCGAGUACAGAAUUGAUAACCUGAAUGUUCAAGAAUGGGUUGUCUGGUUACACGUUGGGAGAAUUGGGCUCAGUAGACAAGGCACACCUGCUAUUUACUUGGCACUCUGGGAAUCCGUACCAUACUGGCUUUUGUGUGUGUGUGUGUGUGUGUGAGCGCCUGCGUUUGAUGUUUAUAAUUUUUUGAAAAAGAAGAUUACAGGAGUCUAGAUGGCACAUCACUUCAGCAAUGUGACUGUCUGUUCUCCCUUUCCGUUGGGCUGGAUAUAUAUAUAUAUAUAUAUAUAUAUAUAGAGAGAGAGAGAGAGAGAGAGAGAGAGAGAGAGAAUCUUCUUUAAGGGAAGAGAAAGGAGUGGAAGAAGGGUUCUCUUCCUCAUCUUCCUCCUGGCCAUAACAUAGUGAUUAUGGUCUCGUCCUCCGUAUUUUAAGAAAUAAACUUAAAAUUCAGAGUUGGAAGGCUUGAAGAGUAAACCAAUUGAAUUAUUUUAAAGCUGCAGUUAAAAAAACACCACACGCUACAGG
Molecule: messenger RNA, 3287 nt
Organism: Candoia aspera
Lineage: Eukaryota; Metazoa; Chordata; Lepidosauria; Squamata; Candoiidae
Gene: GMEB1
Product: glucocorticoid modulatory element binding protein 1
Exons: 11
Coding region: 337-2016 (559 amino acids)
Biological process (GO): regulation of transcription by RNA polymerase II
Cellular component (GO): nucleus
Molecular function (GO): RNA polymerase II cis-regulatory region sequence-specific DNA binding
Source: RefSeq, a predicted model, not a curated record